CUAAUCUCUUAAACCCUAGAGAAGAGGAAACAGCUGCCGCUAGCGUACGUUUAGUUUCUCCAUCAAAGGUAAGUUCCUCUCUCUCUCUAUAUAUAUACAAAGCAAAGCAGAUUCCUCUGCACAUAGUGCUUGUCUGUACGUAUUAAUCGUUACAGGUUAUCGAAAAUCUCUUUGCUUAAUUAACUAAUUUGCAUGCUAUCCAUCUGAUCUGGUUGCAUUUAAGUAUCUUUUGAUUCUUUGUUAAUAUCUAUCUGAUUAACGCCCUAGCUAGCUAGGGCAUUAUUAUCAUUACACGUUCUAUUUUAGCAAUAAGAAUUCAAUAAAUUUCUUUGUUGAUGCGCUUGUUAAUUCAAAUACUAUCUACCCAUUCUACAGAUGACCGGCAAAGCUCUCCCAAUGGUUGUUGAACCCAACGUCUUCAAGAAGAUCGCUGCCGUCCCCAAUGAGAAAGACCUGCUCGACAACUUUUUCUCCGAACAACAACGCCGGAACCUACCUUCCUCCACACGGAAUCGCUCCCUCCUUCCCUCCUCCUCCGCCAGUCCUACGUCCGAAAGCAUAAACAACGCCAGGCUCCUCAUCGCCGACAUAUCCGAGGAGCACCUCAAGUUCGUGACGGAGUACUGCAGAGUUGGCGCUCCCACGCCGCUUCGCACGUGCAGGUCGUUGUGCGUUUCCGCCGUGAGACGGAUGUGCACCGUGGUCAGGAGGCUCGGCCCGAGCCUGGCGUAUCUCGAGGAGACGAGGCGGCACAUGGCGGGGCUCCCCUCGAUCGACCCCGACGCCCCGACGAUGGUGCUCAUCGGCUCCCCCAACGACGGGAAGAGGUCGUUCAUGCGGCAGAUGGCCCGUAGUAUGGGGGGCCGGAGUGAAUGUGAAUAUCGCUGUGUUGAUCAUAUCGAGUACUGGCACGCUUUCUGUGUGGCUCGCGUGGCGAGGCAGCAGGCCGCACAGUUCUGCAACGUGAAGUCCGUGUUCGCGGACAAGCCCUUCGUGGUCGGGACGGGCAACGACGGCAGGAAGAUGGGUGUGCCUAUGAGCAGCUGCAGCGAGCCUAUUCUGUUUGGGUCUGUGAUUGGGUUUGGGUUUGACCUUUUCCUUGUAUGUUUGGGAAAAGGAGAGAUCCACGUUUGGGCUUGGCGGAUCAAAGAGAGUUCCGCAUUUGGGAAGCAGAUCAAAGAGAGUUAUGCGUCUGGUAAAGUCCUUGUAUCGAGAAGCCCAUCGAUAGAAGGCAUCUGGCGGAUCAAGAUAAUCGCUGAGAUCAAGAUGCAAGCACUGUUGAAACAACAAGGUUUGUGGGCUCCGUUGUCUGAAAAAUCGAAGAAGAAAAGCAUAGAUGAAGAAGAGUGGAUUACUUUGGAGGAGAAAGCUCACUCUACAAUCUUGCUUUGUUUGGCUGAUGACAUCAUCACUGAGGUUGAUGCUGAGAAUACUGCUGCGGGUUUGUGGUUGAAGCUUGAAAGUCUAUACAUGACAAAGUCUUUAACCAACAAGUUGCAUAUGAAGCAACGUUUGUUCAGUUUGCGUAUGGAGGAAGGUACGUCUCUCAGGAAUCAUCUAGAUCAACUGAAUACUAUCUUGCUAGAUCUGCGGAAUAUUGAUGUUAAAAUAGAUGAUGGGGAUGCUGCCUUAAUUCUGUUAGUAUCUUUGCCACAGUCAUAUGAGAAUUUUGUGGAUUCUUUUAUUGCUGGGAAAGAUAGUUUGUCUUUGGAAGAUGUCAGAUCUGCUCUACAUACUAGAGAGGUUCGACAUAAGGCAUCUGGUUCAGGUUCGGAAAAUCAGGCAUCUGGGUUGGCUGCUACGAGUAGUAGGAGACAACAAUCUGGUAAUUGGAAGGCGAAUACAAAUUCGAUUUCUGCUGGUUUGAAGGAUGAUAUCUGUCAUUACUGCAAGGAGAAAGGACAUUGGAAAUUUGAUUGUCCUAAAUUGAAGAAAUAUCAGGAGAAGAAGGAAUCAUCUGCUGCUGUGGCGGAAGAAACUAACUCUGAUUCUGAAGAUGGUUUAGCCUUAGCAGUGAAUGAACAGAUACAUCACCAGGAUGUGUGGUAUUUAGAUACAGCAGCUGAUUAUCAUAUGUGUCCAAGCAGGGAGUGUUUUUCAACUUAUGAGCAUAUAGAUGGAGGACAUGUUUCUAUGGCCAAUGGUGCUAUCUGUAAGAUUGUUGGAAGAGGCUCCAUCAGGAUGAGGACACAUGAUGGUUCUGUUCGCACCUUGAACAAUGUUAGGCAUAUUCCAGAAAUGACUAAGAAUCUGAUAUCUUUGAGUCUACUCGACAGCAAGGGUUUCAGCUUCAAAGGUGAAGGUGGAGUGUUGUCUGUCUACAAGGGUUCUAAGGUGAUUUUGAAAGGUGUCAAGCGGUGUGCCUUGUAUAAUCUACAAGGUUCUGUUUUGACAGGGGCAUCUGGAGGCAGGGGAGAUUCUGGUACAGCUGAUUUGGAGAAUGACGAACCUGCGGAGGUGACGACGGUCUGGAACAUGCCGACUGGCCAGUUCCAACUCGGUGCCCGUAAAGAUAAUGUGCAUGGCUGCCAUAUUGAUUCCGAUAUCAUGCUGAGGCUUCUUGAGUUGGAACGUGGCGAAGGGGAGAUUAUUAGGCAAGCUGAAGCAGAAGAAGAAGAAGGUGAUAUGAGGAGGAGCGUUGGCAGCCUGGUCCUGAGGCUAUGAGGUCAUUCAUUUAUUUUUAUUUCGAUUCGGUAUAUUUCCUCUCUUUGCGGAUUAAGGAUUUUUUUCCCUCGUUAAUUGUUAGCUCGAACUUAGAAUUUGGUGGAUGCUCUCGAAUAUCUCCAUAUAGGACUACCCAUCGGAUUGAUUCAAACUUUUUUACAUUGGAGAUGAACUUUGGUUAGGCAAUUGCAUUCGAAUAGGAAGUUUUUGAUAAAUCGUAGUUUGGCGU
Molecule: messenger RNA, 2893 nt
Organism: Linum trigynum
Lineage: Eukaryota; Viridiplantae; Streptophyta; Magnoliopsida; Malpighiales; Linaceae
Source: the annotation of a GenBank genome assembly